Cetraspora pellucida is the source of this 528-nucleotide messenger RNA. The record is from the annotation of a GenBank genome assembly. Lineage: Eukaryota; Fungi; Glomeromycota; Glomeromycetes; Diversisporales; Gigasporaceae.
AUGGCUCUUGAAACUUCUAAUAUUGAUGUUGAUAUAGCUUCAUCCCUCUUUACAGAUACUAGUGAUCAAGAGGUCGAAGAGGAAGUUUUAAAAUAUGUCGAUGAUAUGUUGAACAUUCAUAAAGCAGAUUUUCAUUACACAUUAAUUUUAUAUCCGGGGGUAGAAAAUUAUGAAAUCCUAAAAAAAGUAAUGAAACCCCUUAUAACUGAACUAAAUAAUUUGACAACGAACAGACUAGUGGACUUGUAUGGUAUAAAAUGGAGAAUUGAAUUUUACUUCAGCAGUAACUGGAAAUUCAUGGCUAUCAUAUUAGGAUUCAAUGCCCCAAAUUCAAAUAAUUUCUGCCCUUGGUGCCUCUGCACCAAAAAAGAUAUUGGAAAUAAGGACAAAACAUAUAAAAUUGAGAAAACUAUGGAUUCAUUGAAAUCGGAUUCACCAUCGCCAGGUCACCUCAAAACUUCUCUCCUCCCUAUGAUCUAUUUGGACCAGUAUAUGCCUGAUGAGUUGCAUAUUAUGUUGAGAAUAUGA